Messenger RNA from Eimeria tenella, 354 nucleotides. RefSeq lists its product as uncharacterized. The record is from RefSeq and is a predicted model, not a curated record. The transcript has 2 exons. The coding region runs from base 1 to 354 and encodes 117 amino acids. Lineage: Eukaryota; Apicomplexa; Conoidasida; Eucoccidiorida; Eimeriidae.
AUGGACUCCGCCCAGAGAAUCAACAACCCCUUCGGGGCAACUUCCAUCAGCUUCCCAAGGCAGCAGUACGUGCAGCAGCUGGAGGCUGAGGGGAGAGCCUUUUGUGUUGCUGCUGCUGCUAGCGCGCCCCACAAGCAGCAGCAGCAGCAGCAGCAGCACGAGCAAGAGUGGGGGUUCAACCCUAGACUCAUGCCGGAAGAAAUUGCUGCAGAAGCUGCAGCAGACUGUCCACAGCUGCUCCCACUGCAGCGGCUACAGCAGCAGCAGCAGCAGCAGCAACAGCAGCAACAGCAGCAGCAGGGAGACAGCAGCGAGGCAUCCGAAGCAGAGCCCCUCCUCGCUAGUCCCGUGUGA